Moneuplotes crassus is the source of this 2087-nucleotide messenger RNA. The record is from the annotation of a GenBank genome assembly. Lineage: Eukaryota; Ciliophora; Spirotrichea; Euplotida; Euplotidae.
AUUUUUGAAUAAAUAUGUCUGUCACAAGGAAAACAGAUGUUUCUUCUGAUCCAUCCUUAGGGUCAGUGCUGUAUCAUACAGCCAGGAGACCUUCAAAAGGAGCAAAAAAGUAUAUGGAGCAUCCCAAGUCUGCUGAAGAAGCUGCUAGAAGUGAGCAUAGAAAUAUAAACAGAAUUGUGCUCAGAGAGCCAGGCUGAGAGUGCCAUUCAGGCAGUGAACUAAAAGAAGUUUAUGCUAGCAUGCUAUCUACUCAAUUUUAUCACGGAAAGACUGCCAAAAAGGGAUACCUCAAGUACAGGAGAGUCCUAGUUGAUUGGAUGUGAGAGAUAGGUGACACAAUAAAACAGUCCUAUACCACAAUCCAUCAUGCUGUUUGUGUUAUGGAUAACUAUUUCAGCAAGCAUGAAGACGUAAAAUCUAAUGAAAAAGGAAAAAGAUUACUAAAACUAGUUGCCUUAACAAGUAUCUUCAUCAGUGCCAAGUACUGUGAAAAGGAUUCUAAAGGUCCUACUGCAAGGAAUAUCUCCAUGCUGACGAGAGGAGAGUUCUCAGAAGAAGAGAUCUUAUACUUUGAAGGACUAAUUUUGCAAAAGAUUGGGUGGAAUCUGAUGUUUACAACACCAGCGGACUUUAUCAGUUUGUUCCUUAAUCAGGGUAUUGUCUAUUCUGACGAUCUUGUAUUUACAGAUGAAUUUGCUUCUCACCCAAGAGCUCCAAGCUUGAAGAACAUUAGAUAUGUAAGGAAGUACUGAGAGUUCUUUGUAGACCUUUGAUUACAAGAGCAAUCUUUUCAGAAAUAUUCUUGUAUUAUUCUUGCAAUUUCCAUUAUCCUUGCAGCGAGGAAAUCUGUGAAUAUUUCUCCUAUCUGGAAUGAUGAAUUCUCGAGGCUAUUUAUGAUGAACUUUAAGCAUGUUGAGAAGUGCUACAUUGAAAUAUAUAGUUUCUACGAAGCUUCCUUUCCUAAUCAGACAAAGGCUAUAAUCAAGCCUGCUAAGGUAAUUCCUUCAAUACACAAGACUAAGCCAAAGAAAGAAAACAGAAGUGUGGGUACAAGGUACACUUCCAGUGAAACUUCUCACAGGAACAGAAGUUCUACUAAGAGUUCAAGAAGAAGCAAGAAGGAGCUUGCCACUUGGAACCUAAGAAGUAAGCAUAAGGGAAAGAGGAGCACUAACAGCUCUCUCCUAAGCCAUAAGGCUGAUCUUUCCCGUGAAGUAAAGAACAUAACCACACCAGAUAAGUUCAUAGCUUUACAUCAGAAAAAUUCAUCUUCAAACAAAAAGUCCACUCUGAAAAAGUUUAGACCUCAGAAUGUUUCCCUCAGAAGGGCAGUGCAAACUGGUAUGAGCGGAUCAAGUAACAAGAAAAAGUUAAAGAUAAGAUACAAGAAUAAAGAUGCUGUAGAGAAGAUGCCCUUAAAGCUUGACUUCAACACUAAAUCUAUAACAAAUCUAACUAAGCAGAGCAAAUUCUCAAAUAGGAUCCCUAAAGCACCACAAACCAAAAGGAAUAGCCAGAUAGGUGGGACCUUCUACAAGGCAAAUUAUGAUCAGAAGCCAAAGCUAUCAUCCAGGAAUAACAUGCCUUCAUAUUCUGGGAUGUAUAGUACUCUUGAUAAUGGAAAGCAUCAUAUCUCCCAGCAAGAGGAUAAAAGAGAAUAUCUUCUCACUAAAGCCCAAGAUUCAAGCUCCUGUCAAAGAUUUUCAAACCAAUACGAUCUUGGCAAUACAAGCAAAGAUAGUUCAUGAGGUAUCCGUAAGAUUGGUUACAAUUGGGCAAUCAACAACGUCCCAAGUUGGAAGAAGGACAAAAGCAAGAACUAUAGCUCAAUGUCUUCUCUAAUGAACCGCCCUUCUGAAGCACGAAAGCAAAGUUUCCAAAAGCCCAAGCCCAAAUUUACCCUCAGUAACAGCUCUAGCUUCAUGCUUACAAAGGAAAAUCCCACUACCGAUAAGGCUCAGCUCGCCAAGAGAUCCAAGCUGCACAAGAACAUUUUCCACCAAAUAGGCACUUUCCCUCGCUCAAGUUCCUCCAGCACCAGGCCUAAAAAUCCCAGUGGACCUAGAAGCCGGCUUGAGCAGUACUAA